GCGCAGAACGAUCUGUCGCAACCUGUGUGAAACUUGUACGCCGUGAUUGGCAGACCCACCACCGCAGCCGAUCAGCGAAAGACAUCGCAUAGAUGUGAUAAAUGCCGUCUGGCGACCCGGUAAUACUGACGACACUGGUAGAUGAAGCGCCCCACUGCCGGCCCACCGUUGCACAUCACGCCGCAGCUGUGCUGCUGCAGCGUUUUAACAUUACCGAUGGUGUGAUUAGAUGCCAGAGAGAUGAUGGAUUGGGGGGGAGACAGCCCUAGCUGCUACUGGGCUAUAUGGAGUUUCCUUGGCCUUUUCUUGCUCUCCGAUAGCCUUUCCUUCCUCCAAGCCAAGCCAAGGUUUUAAACCCCAUUUAAGAGAUCGAUGCAGUAUGCGAUUCUCAUCAUGGCCAGUGAUUGCGUACACUCUCACUGGAUUGGUCACGGCUGUCGAUAUUAAUUGGAAUUCUGACACAUCGAUCAAAGAUGGAGCAGCAACAAUUGCCUAUGGCUUGAUGAAGUACUACUCGGGCAACAACACGGGCGAUGUUGCUGGCAACUUGCCAGAUCCAUAUUACUGGUGGGAAGCCGGCGCCAUGUUCGGAACCAUGGUCGACUACUGGGCUUACACGGGUGACGAUACCUACGUGGAUGUGACCUUCCAAGCCCUCCAACACCAAGUCGGCGACGACGACGACUUCAUGCCCACGAAUCAAACCCUCACCGAAGGCAACGACGACCAAGGCUUCUGGGCGCUAUCCGCCAUGACGGCCGCCGAGAUGGGCUUCAAGAAUCCCGAAAACGGCACCAAUGGCGUGCAAUGGCUCGCUCUCGCCCAGGCGGUAUUCAACGAGUACGUCUGGCGCUGGGACAAUAGCACGUGUGGCGGUGGGCUGCGCUGGCAGGUGUUUACGUUUAAUAACGGGUACAACUACAAGAACGCCGUGUCGAACGGAUGUUUUUUCAACAUUGCGGCUAGACUGGCGCGGUACACAGGCAAUGAAACCUACGCGGAUUGGGCCGAGACUAUCUACGAUUGGAUGACGGACGUGGGAUUCAUCGACGACGAGUAUAACGUGUACGACGGCGCAAGCGACACGGAUAAUUGCUCCAAGAUCGACGCAACGCAGUGGACGUACAAUGCGGGGCUAUUCAUGCACGGCGCGGCAACCAUGUGGAAUUACACCAACGGGACGUCGACGGAGUGGAGAGACCGCGCUCAGGGGUUUGUGACGAAAUCCGCCAACUUGUUUUUUAACAACAGUGUUAUGUAUGAGCCACCAUGCGAGCCGCAGGAUACGUGUAGGACGGACCAGUUGUCGUUCAAGGCCUUUUUGGUGAGGUGGAUGGCAGGGACGGCGCAGGUUAUGAGCUCGACGUACGAGACCAUCUACCCGCUGCUCCUAGCUUCGGGCAAGGCAGCCGCGGAGCAGUGUGAUGGGACGGCUACGACGAGUGAUGGGUAUAAGGGACUGGAGGGGACGGCGUGUGGCAUGCACUGGACCCAGGGCUCGAUGUGGGAUGGAUCGAACGGCGUGGGACAGCAGAUGGCGGCUUUGGCGGCUGUGGUUUAUACCCGGGUCCAGAAGGCGCCCACGCCCUAUACGUCGGUUUCGGGUGGAACGUCGACGGGUGACUCGAGUGGAGGGGCCGCCAAGACGGAUAACACCGUCAAGAAGAAUAGGGCCAUUACCACCGGGGAUAGGGCUGGUGCGGGCAUCCUGACGACCUUCAUCCUGGCUGGUCUUCUUGGAGGGUGUGGGUGGCUGCUUAUUGACUAAACGUUCUCAGGAGGCCUCAAAACUGUGUGUUCACAUGCUUGGAGCUCGUGGACUCACGUGUUAGAGAGUGGAUGGUUACGUGGCGUUCGGGAACGAGGGAUUAGACAUUAAUGUGACAUUAAUUACAGAAUUGAAUCAUGCACAGGCUUGGCGUGUAUAGACGCGCCUCCUGAGAUUACUAUGUUGUCCAACGCACUAGUCUGACUUUCAUUAAAG
This is a messenger RNA of Pseudomassariella vexata, 1984 nucleotides long. RefSeq names its product cell wall glycosyl hydrolase. Gene Ontology annotation, molecular function: mannan endo-1,6-alpha-mannosidase activity. Lineage: Eukaryota; Fungi; Ascomycota; Sordariomycetes; Amphisphaeriales; Pseudomassariaceae. The coding region runs from base 380 to 1768 and encodes 462 amino acids. The transcript is spliced from 3 exons. Gene Ontology annotation, biological process: fungal-type cell wall biogenesis; carbohydrate catabolic process. The record is from RefSeq and is a predicted model, not a curated record.